AUGGCCAACGUGGAACAGACACUUCAGGAAGUUUCUGCCGAUUCUUCCAAAGAUCAAUCCAAUUCCAGUAGUAUUACUCAAGUAAAUCCCAAGGUUGAAAUUUCUAAAGAUGAGGAAGCUCUUAUUAUCAGGAUGUAUAAACUACUAGGGGAUAGGUGGCAAUUAAUUGCUGGAAGAAUUCCUGGACGAACAGCUGAAGAUAUAAAGAAAUACUGGACUUCAAGAGACUCUUCCACUAGCCAAUCAAAUGUCAAAUAA
Lathyrus sativus (Indian pea) is the source of this 258-nucleotide messenger RNA. The record is from the annotation of a GenBank genome assembly. NCBI's taxonomy places the organism in Eukaryota, Viridiplantae, Streptophyta, Magnoliopsida, Fabales, Fabaceae.